Molecule: messenger RNA, 2118 nt
Organism: Lachancea mirantina
Lineage: Eukaryota; Fungi; Ascomycota; Saccharomycetes; Saccharomycetales; Saccharomycetaceae
Source: the annotation of a GenBank genome assembly
AUGGUCCACACACUAGUCAUUAAUAGCAGCGCUCAAUCAAUUGCUUACGCCGAGCUGAUUGCUGCCAGGCUUGUCAAUGAGAAGCAAUCUGGAUCGAUUAACAUUGAAUUUGUUGAAGAUAAGAAAGCCCCAGCAGCGACACUGAAUGGCAAAGCUGAGAACGUUUUCGAAGAAAUUAUCGCUGAAGACAAGGAAUUGAGCUCUGCUUCAUCCGCAGUGCUUGCCGAGUGGUCGAAAUUGGCUUCAGAAGAGCUCACCGUUAAAAACUUUCAAAAACUUUCUUUGUCUCUGGGAAAGCUGGAUGCACGUCUCAAUCUUAGAACUUUCAUCCUUGGUGGAACCAAAUUUUCUGCCGCUGAUGUUACUUGUUGGGGUGCUUUGAGAUCCAAUGGUAUGGUCAGAUCCAUCAUCAACAACAAGGUGUACCUCAACGUUUCGCGUUGGUACACCCUACUAGAAUUUGUUCCUGCUUUUGGUGGUGCCCACGACUUUUUAUCCAAAUCUGUCCAAGAAGUUAAGAAGGCCGGGUCUGCUAACAAGAAGAAGGAAACGCACAAGGCUAACUUCGAAAUUGAUCUUCCUGACGCCAGAAUUGGGGAGGUUGUCACUCGUUUCCCACCAGAGCCUUCAGGAUACCUCCACAUCGGACACGCUAAAGCUGCGCUUCUGAACCAGUAUUUCGCAAAGGAGUACAAGGGUAAGCUCAUCAUUAGAUUUGACGAUACCAACCCAUCUAAGGAAAAGGAAGAGUUUCAGGAUUCGAUACUGGAGGACCUGGAACUUCUGGGUAUCAAAGGUGACAAAAUCACUUACUCAUCGGACUACUUUCAAGAAAUGUACGACUUGUGUGUCCAAAUGAUCAAAGAAGGUAAAGCUUACUGUGAUGACACACCCACUGAAAGAAUGAGAGAGGAGCGUAUGGACGGAGUUGCUUCAUGCAGAAGAGACAGAAGCGUUGAGGAAAACUUGAAGAUUUUCACGGAGGCAAUGACAAAUGGUACCGAGGAAGGUUUGAAGAACUGUGUUCGUGCUAAGAUAGACUACCAAGCUUUGAACAAAGCUCUAAGAGACCCGGUGAUCUACAGGUGCAACUUGACUCCUCAUCACCGAACUGGCUCUACCUGGAAGGUUUAUCCAACGUAUGAUUUCUGUGUUCCGAUUGUGGAUGCUCUAGAGGGAGUUACUCACGCCUUACGGACCAUCGAAUACAGAGACCGUAACCCACAGUACGAUUGGAUGCUACAAGCCCUUGGAUUAAGAAAGGUUCAUAUCUGGGAUUUUGCUCGUGUGAAUUUUGUGAGGACUCUCUUGUCUAAAAGGAAGCUACAAUGGAUGGUUGACAAGGAUGUUGUAUCAAACUGGGACGAUCCUAGAUUCCCUACCGUUAGAGGUGUUAGAAGAAGAGGUAUGACGGUUGAAGGUCUAAGAAAUUUUGUCUUGUCUCAAGGACCUUCAAGAAACGUUAUCAACCUCGAAUGGAACUUGAUCUGGGCUUUCAACAAGAAGGUCAUCGAUCCUGUUGCCCCGAGACAUACUGCCAUUGUCAAACCCGUCAAAUUCUUCCUUGAGGGCGCUCCGUCUUCUCCUGUUGUUGAAUUGAAACCAAAGCACAAGAAAAACCCUGCUGUUGGUGAAAAGAAGGUGAUUUACUAUGAAAAGGUUUUGAUUGAUCAGGAUGAUGCUGAUCUGAUAACCGAAGGCGAGGAAGUGACCUUCAUGGAUUGGGGUAACGUUAUCGUUACUAAGAAGAAUAAGGACGGCUCUUUCACAGGUAAAUUACACCUAGAAGGUGAUUUUAAGAAAACCAAGUUAAAGCUCACGUGGCUUGCUGACACUGACGACAAGGUUGAUGCCGAACUCGUCGACUUUGACCAUUUGAUUACGAAGGACAAGCUUGAGGAGGGUGAGGACUUCCAAGAUUUCUUGACUCCUCAGACCGAAUUCCACACUGCUGCCGUGGCCGAUUUGAACGUCAAGGACAUGAAGGUGGGCGACAUUAUUCAAUUCGAGAGAAAGGGCUACUACAGACUUGAUUCAACUCCUGAGGCUGGAAAGCCGUAUGUUUUCUUCUCCAUCCCAGAUGGAAAAUCAGUGAGUAAGUACGGUGCAAAGAAAUAA